Cinara cedri is the source of this 2896-nucleotide messenger RNA. The record is from the annotation of a GenBank genome assembly. Lineage: Eukaryota; Metazoa; Arthropoda; Insecta; Hemiptera; Aphididae.
ACUUUUGAAAACACAAUGACAAUUACCUAUUACCUAGGGUCUACCUAUAAUCUCAGCGCAUCAGUCAUCAGUACACCACUACGCCACUACAUCAGUAGACAUUUACUCAUUCACUGUGUCGUUCUUCAAACGAAUUAUUUCGAACAUUUUGCAUCGCGAAUUUGGGCAGUUCCUUGCAGACAUUUCCCCAUAACCGGCAUUACCAUGAACUCUUCGAAGAAUUCAUCUAGUAAUAACAAUAUGGAUUACUAUAUGAAACGUCAAAAAAAUAACGAACAAGCCAAAAUCAGCAGGUUAAGGAAAAAGGAACUUGAAAUGGAAAUCGCCAAGAAGAAGCAAAAACUCGAAGUCGCCUACGUAAAACUACAAAAGCAAAUAAACCAUAUGCAAUCAGUCCGAGCGUAAACAGAUGUAUAUUUUAUAAGGUAAACCACAAUCAUUAAUUUUUCUUAAAUUUAAAGUUAAUGUAUAAAAUAAUUUGUUUUUUUAUAAUUAGAUUGUGUUAAAACGUUGUUCAAUUUUAAAAUAAAAUGUAGGUAUCUUCAUAAGGUCUUUCCUGUAUAAUUCAAAAUUGAAUUUAUUUUUUAUUUUUAUAUGUUAUCGAAAUGGUUUUUAAAUACCUACAUCAGUAAUGGUUUGAAUAAAGAGUUAAAUUAGUUAUUUGUUUUAAGGUAUUUUCGAUGUUAUAGAGAGCAUUAUUCAAAUAGAAAUAUCUAAAUAAUCAUCUAAGUAUAAUUGUAUUUAAAUAAAACUGUUAGCGAAUAAAUUCUUCAGCAAUUCCACUAAAAAAUUAAAAAAAAUUAAAACUUGGUAAAUUCUUCAUGGGUAUAGUAAUUAUUUCAUUAUUUAAAUAUUUUACGGCUUAAGUUUUUUACAAAAAAUAUUGCUCCAAUAUAAAAACAACAAGAACUUUUUAGGUGAAUUUUGAAUUUAGUUGUUGACCAAGAAAAUCGUUUUUUGAUUUUGUUUGUAGUUUUUUAUAAUAAUUGAGCGAAAUCGAAAAACGGGGAAAUUACGAAAAUAAUUCUUUUAUUCCUUUAGUUUUUUUUUUUGUAAUGUAAUUCAGUUACAAAUAUUCGUAGACUUAACAUUUUCAUAGAAAUGUUAUAUAUGCUUUUUAUAAAUGUGGCAAACUUUUAAAACAUUUAAGCUAUUUAUAGAUAUUUUAAUUUUGAGAUUGUUUUAUGUAAUUUUUAUUUAGUAGGUAGGUACUCUGUAGAUAAAUUGUUAGACUUGACAGAAUUGUUUGAAAAUUCAAUAGAAAGUUAAUUAUAAGUCGUACUUAGUGGUCAAAAAAAUUGUUUUUAUCUAAAUGUAGUAUUUUUUUUUUUUUUUUUUUAUAAAGGAAUUUUAAUAUUAAAUUUUGACGAAAAUUUUAAGUAUUACGACCUUUCAAUACUUGUAUAACUGAACUUCGCUUCUAAUCGUUUUUCGUUAACAAUAGUUUAUCGUUAGUUACAGGAAUAAAUUAAAUAACUUUAUGUAUUCUACUUUUCCUACUACCCACCUACAACAGUGGCCGUACCCGUCCCUAGUAUCAGUUUAGUUUUCAGUCAGGUUUUUGUUUCGCAAAUGUUUGGGACACAAAUGUAGAGAAAAAUUAAAUUAUAUAUUAUUCUAAAAUGUUUAACGUAUCACACAUUCAGAUCCGAUAAAUAGUUUCUUAGUAAUACGUAGUCGUUUUAAUAUCUAGAGAAAAAUGUGAAAAAUGAGAUUACCUUGUUACGCGAUUGUGAAUCAUAGUCGAUUUAGAUACAAAGGUAAUCGCAGUAAAUUAAAAUAGUAGUAAUACUCAGAAAAUAUUGACCAAAUAUGAGUGUAUCAUACAAUACAUUUUUAAAUUAAUGUACCUAUUUUACAAAAUUUGCUAUUUUGAAAAUUUUUAAAAGGGAAAAAAUAAAGUUAUUUUUUUCAGCGAUUAAGAGAUGAAAAUUAAAAUAUAAUUUUUCACUAAAUUUGUGUCUCCCUGACACAAAAUCCUAUUAAAAAAUAUAUAUGUAUUUGUAUAUAUAAUUAGUACAACUAAAUAUUUAAAUGUAGGGAUGAUUGUUUUAUUCUGAGUAAGUGUAUUGAGUUUGGGAGGUUUAAAAAUUCUUUGAAUAAAUUUAAGAAAUAAAAGAAUCCUACCUCAAUGUGAUUAAAAAAAAAAUUACAAUAAUAUUAAAGGAAAUACAAUCAAUUAGACCAAUGUGCGAUGUAGACCAUUUUAUUAGUAUGACCUUAUUAGUUUAACCUAACCUACUUAUUACCAUAUAAAUACUACCUAGUAUUUAUAUGGUAUCAAUGUUAUUUCUUUAUAAUUUUUUAACACAUAAUUAUAGUUCGUCUAGCCGUUAUCGUUAAUUAGAAUUAAUUAAAUAGAUUUUUAUUAUUUCUUUCAGAGUAUCCAGUCAUUCAGUCUCUAGAGUAUAUAUUUAUACCCAAAGUUAACAACAACCAUCACAGAAUACAUAGGUAUACAUUAUCUAAAAGCUUAACAAUUUCAGAUUUUUGAAAAAUAUAAUUAUCCAAUAAUAAUAUGGCAUUCUCUAGUCAUAGAAUUUUUUUAAAAUUGAUUUUAAUUAUUUAUUUAACAAUUAAAUCGCUACCUAUUUAUAAUAUUCAUACAAAUAUCUGUUCUCAAAACAUCUAUAAUAUUAUCUACACUUAGAUUUAUAAAUUAACGUUUAAUAUGUAAACAUUAUUACAUAUAUAUACAUACCUACAUGUAUACCUACUUAACUAGGUACCUAAUUAGCAUUGCAAGUUAUAUUGAUAUGCCAAUAGUAGAAUUUAUUAGAAUUAAGUACGGUAUAUGUAAUAUGUAUUUUACAAGUUAGCUCCUAAAUAAUAUUUAUACACUUUAUCUAUAAAAUAAUAUUAAAUAAAUAAUUAUAUAAUAUAUAUUUAAUAAUUA